GAAAACCCUAGGGCUGAUUGAAGAGUUGGAGGAAAAAAAAAAAAAAGAUGGGCAGUUUUGGGGCCAGUUAUUUUAUGCCCCAUAUACUUUUUCCAUGUUGCCCAUUGAUGGUGAUGAAGAAAGUGAACGCUUCAAUAAAGAACCCUAAUUUCAUGGGGUUUCCUGCAUAUUUAUCAAAGCGCUCUCUUGUGUUUUUAAGUCCAAACCCGUUUUUAGAGAUGGAUUCAUCUCUCAAAAUGAAGAUUUGGAAUGAAAGAUGGAGACUGAAGGCUUCUUCAAAGUGGAAUCAUCCUAAAUCCCCUUAUGCAUUCCUUGAGUUGGAAAAAGAUGCAGAUGAGGAGCAAAUAAAGGUUGCGCAUAGGCGUUUGGCGAAAACCUAUCAUCCUGAUGUUUAUAAAGGCAAUGCAACCCUAGAUAAAGGAGAAACCGCUGAAGCUCGCUUCAUAAAUAUUCAAGCGGCUUAUGAGUUGCUUAUAGAUGAGGACCGCCGAAGACAGUAUGACCUGGACAGUUUAGCAAGACCAUCAAUCUUCACUGUUGUCAACUAUGGAUUCACCGAAGAUGACCAAAAAUACAAUGCCCGAACGGCAAAUGUCCGAGAAGAAGAGGAAGAGGAGGAAAGAAUAUUAAAAAGAAAGAAGAAGAAGAGGAAGAGGAGAAAGCGCUUCUAUGCGGAUGGAUGGAUGUGUAAACCCUGUUGUCCAGCGUUUGGGUAG
Messenger RNA from Oldenlandia corymbosa var. corymbosa, 716 nucleotides. The record is from the annotation of a GenBank genome assembly. NCBI's taxonomy places the organism in Eukaryota, Viridiplantae, Streptophyta, Magnoliopsida, Gentianales, Rubiaceae.